Molecule: messenger RNA, 4821 nt
Organism: Closterium sp. NIES-65
Lineage: Eukaryota; Viridiplantae; Streptophyta; Zygnematophyceae; Desmidiales; Closteriaceae
Source: the annotation of a GenBank genome assembly
AUGCCCACGGGCUUCACUGGCGCGCCAGAGGCGGUGGGGGAGGUUUGGAAAGCUGACUGGUACAUCCCCCACUGCUACAAGAUCCCCGCAUUGGCGCAACUCAACCACCUAUUGGCGCAAAUCCCCCGCGCGCCCACGCGGAGCGAUGUCUGGCACGCGGGGGCCGGCCCCGCGGACCUCCGGCGUUUCCACAACGACCUGGGGGAGGUCGUAUCUGAGGCAGAGCUCGCCCAGAAGCAGCUGGGAAUCUUCCUCCAGGCCGUGCAGACGACUGCGGCGGGGCUUCAGAAGGAGAUCGGGAAGCGCCUCUCGGCGGAGAAUCCGUCCGUUUUCCGGAAAUGGAUUCAGAAGCUUCCUGGAUUCGACGACCCGUUGCUUGCGGGAGGGGUAGGCGGGGGCGUGGGGCACGACGGUUCGCACAGCAGGAGCAACAGUAACAGUAGCGGGGGCGCCGGGAGCGGCGGGAACGGCAAUGCGGCGUGCGGGAAGCUGACGGACGGCAGCAAUGCGUCGUCGCCAGCGAAUAAGGUCAGCAGCGACUCGCCACGCGACGACAGCGCACCGACUCUGCAGCCGUCGAAAGUCGCCCUUGCGAAUCGCAUGCGAUCGAAAUCCAUGAACGUAGUGUCGUCGGGGUCGCUCUUUCGAUCGCCGGACGACAGCAGCGUCGCCAAGCCUCUAGGCCCGGAAGUUUCACCCAUCUUCGCCUCGACAGGUCUGACCACACCUGGUAGUAAUGGCUCUGGCGCAGGCUCGGGUGCGGGCGGCUCGGCGACGCGGAAAAUGUUCACCCGCGCGUUUUCCGUGCGCGAGCGGCCGUCUGCCGUGUCGGGGGGGGACGGCGGCGGGAACAGCGUCGGAAGCGGCGGCGGAGGCGGAGGGGGUUUCCUAGACGCGUGUGGGUUCAGUCCCGUGUUACUGCGCGCAAGGAAUGCGGGGAGAGUCGGGCCUGUGGGGGAACACGAGGGGGAGGGGGCGGGUGACACACCCGCCAUGGGGCUCGGCGGGGGGAACGGGGGGAAUGGGGGGAACGGCGGAGUGAAUGGAGGGGGGAACGGGGGAAACGGAGGGCGUGACGGAGGCAAUGGCGGGGGAAAGGUGGGCGGAGUGGCAGCGUGGGCAACACCGAGUGGAAUUGGAAACGAGAAUGCCGCGUUCCCUGUAAUCACCGAAGCUCAGCAGCAGCAGGUGCCGCAGGGGCCGCUUGCAGCAUCCUCGCCGCUACAUCCGCCGCGCCAGCCAGCCUCAGAACGCCACUCGGGACCGCUGUUACACGGCACGGGCCAAAUCCCAGAUUCGCACGCUGAUGCAGCGCGGAAAGGACCUGCAGAAAAGCAGCCAAGUGCGAAACCGAGCGGUUCGUCUAGUAAGGUCGGAAUCAGCGGGCUGCUAUUCAGAAGCCGCAGCUCCAAAAGUGGCAGCCACCGCUGGACGCAGUCGCAGCAGCAGCAGCUGCAGCAGCGGGUAGCAGAAGAGGAGGAGGAGGGCGGGGAGCAGGAAGAGCAGGAGAGAGGGCGCUUGAGCCCAUCCAGUGGCCAUAGGAUCGAGGGUGGCGCGUCAGGGAAGGGAACAGCAGCGUCCAGGAGGGUGGGGGGGCCAAGGCUCACCAAGAGCCGGUCAGAGAAGGCGCCUAGCAGCGCUAUGGGAGGGGCGAGGGGAGGGGCGCGCGGAGGAAAGAGCGGGCACGAGCGGCUGCAGGAGAUUCUCAGCAGCGUGGGCAGCGGGUGGGGCGGACUGCCUUUAACCUCGUCGUUGAGUGGUGGCAGUGUUAGCUCGAGUGGCAGCGGCUUGCGGGGGGGUAGUCUGGUGUCUCGGAGCGCUACUGUAAUGAAGGCGUUCCCCAAGGAUGACCCCACCAAGGCUCCCCACCUGACGGCGUUCCUGGGCUACAAGGCGGGCAUGACGCAUAUCGUCCGCGAGGUCGAGAAGCCCGGCUCCAGGCUGCACAAGAAGGAGGCUGCUGAGGCCGUCACCAUUGUCGAGACCCCCCCCAUGAUCGUCUGCGGUCUCGUCGCGUACGUGAAGACCGCGCACGGCCCGCGCACGCUCACGCACGUGUACGCCGGGCAUCUGAGCGACAACGUCCGUCGCCGGUGGUACAAGAACUGGCACAAGUCGAAGAAAAAGGCGUUCACCAAGUACGCUAAGAAGUUCAGCACUGACGAGGGCAAGAAGGAGAUCGAGGAGGAGCUGGAGCGCAUGAAGAAGCACGCGUCGAUCAUCCGCGUCAUGGCGCACACCGAGGUGCACAAGCUGAAGGGAAUCAAGCAGAAGAAGUCGCAUCUGAUGGAGAUCCAGAUCAACGGCGGCACGAUCGAGGAGAAGGUCGACUGGGGUUACAAGCUGUUCGAGAAGGCCGUGCCGAUCGAUGCCGUGUUCCGCAAGGAUGAGAUGAUUGAUGUCAUCGCCAUCACCAAGGGUCACGGUAACGAGGGUGUGGUGCACCGUUGGGGUGUUACCCGCCUGCCUCGCAAGACCCAUCGUGGUCUGCGCAAGGUCGCCUGUAUCGGAGCGUGGCAUCCGGCUCGUGUGCCGUACACCGUGGCGCGCGCCGGUCAGAACGGUUACCAUCACCGCACGGAGCUCAACAAGAAGAUCUACAAGAUCGGAAAGAAGGGCGACGAGAGCCACAAGGCCAGCACGGAGUACGAUCGCACCGACAAGGAGAUCACCCCCAUGGGAGGCUUCGCGCAGUACGGUGUGGUGGGCGAGGACUACAUCAUGAUCAAGGGGUGCUGCCCCGGCGUGCGCAAGCGCGUGCUGACGCUGCGCCGGUCGCUGCUGAAGCAGACGUCGCGCAAUGCGCUGGAGGAGGUGAAGCUCAAGUUCAUCGACACGUCCUCCAAGCGUAAAGCGGCUCUUGCGGGCAUGGGGCUUGUGUGGAGGGCCGCGAAGAUGCUUGAUGCGUCAUGGCACGAACUGGCGUUCAUUCACGCCAGCAGCAGCACCGUGGGGUACCGACCGCAUGUGCGCUCCACCACGCUCGCUCAUCUCAUUGCCACCAACUGCGGUCCCUUCAUGCUCCCCAUCCUCCCCAUUCGAGAUCGCAUUCGGGACAAGGUGGAGGAGGCAUUCGGCAUGCAGCUGGGGCUGCUGGUGGAGUUCACGGGGAUCAUCAGCUGGCUGCCUGGCGCCACCAUUGGCUGGCAUGCUGACGACAACCGGCCCUACCUCAAGCAACGCGCAUUCGCUGCAGUGUGUUAUCUGAACGAGUAUGGCAAGGACUUCGAUGGAGGUCUUUUCAGGUUUCGACAGGGCCAUCCUCACACUGUCGCUCCCAAGCCCGGGCGACUCGUGGCAUACUCGGCUUCAGGGGAGAAUGAGCAUUGCGUUGAUCCUGUGAUUCGAGGUCAACGCCUCACCCUCACUCUCUGGUUCACACUCGAUCCGUCACACAGUGAAGACCUCUCCCUCCUCACCCUCCUCUCUCGCAUCCCCCUCUCCCUCCACCAUCCCUUCCCUCGCAUUACCCUCAACCCCCCUCCCACGGGGGAUGUGGGACCUGGGAAGGGCCCUGAAGCUGGCAAGAAGGCCGAAGUGGAAGCUGUAUCUGAGGACAGGGGCGUUAGGCAAGUGGUAUGUGGGGCGAACCAGCAGCACUUGGCAUCUGAUGGGCUUGGACAAACAGGUUUGGGGGAGCUGAAUGGGGGGGCGUCAGAGGGGAAUGAGAAAGAGGGGAGCGGAGGGGAUGGAGUGAUGGAAAGGGAAGCUGGCAAUGAGGCAGUGCUGGUGCCCAUACCGCUUGUGGCGUCUAAUUCUCUGUAUCUCGUGCAGAAGGAAGGGCAGGGGAAACUGGGAGAGGGGGAGGAUGGUGAAGUGGAAGGAGGAGAGAAGCAGGGAGGGAGCGAGGGUGGCAGGGAGGGGCAGGGAGAGGGAGAGGUUGAUAUACGGAUACAGGAGCUAGCCAGUAUGGGAUGGAAGGCUGUUCCAUUUCUUCAAAGCAACUGCAAUGCCACGAUGCAGUCACCUCCUGGAAGUGAUGGCGCAGGGUUAGUAAAGACAGAGUCUGAGUGGGUGGCGUUAGUCCCUAGUCCCAGUCCAAGAAGAGACGAGACAAGCCCCUGCCUUCAAUGUCCGGUUUCAGAACUAGGAAAGGAUGGAAAAAAAGCAGGAGAGGUGGAGAAGGAUGUGGCAGGGGGGAAGGAGAGGCAGGGGCAUGAGGCCGGAACUCGUCAAGAAUGCAUUGGUGGUGAUUAUCGUGAGGGGUGUGAUAGCAGAGGGGGAGGAGGGCGAGGGGACUCCGUUGGGGAAAAAGCACGUGUCCUGGCGUCACCGGUUGUGUUCUACAAUAUUCUGCAUGCUUUACAGGUGGCGGCCUUCCUCAAACAUGUGUACGCAGCGGACGCGCGCUCGCAGGCUCAGCCUCCAGGUUCAACGUCAGGGCAAGAGGGCGAGGAUAGGACCAGCCUUGAUCGUAUAGCUGCUCCGUUUGAGUCCCCUCAAGGACUCGUCAGAAGCUCAGGAGACGCAGCGUCAUUGGAGGAUGAUAUCGCUCUUGCAAAUCCGCUUGUUGGGUCGGCUGAAGCAAGUGACGAGCGGAGGGAGGUCGCAGAGAAUGGUGGUGACGCAGCAGGGCAACGGAAGAAACGAAAGAGACAGUCCGCCGCGGGUCUGGGAGCAGGAGCCAUUGCUCUCCCCAGUAGGCAUCUCUACCAUCUGCCUGCAACUUCCUGCAAUGCUGUGCUGGUGUUAUUUGAUGCGGGAAGCAUGUCAUUGGAAGCAGUUGGUCGUGCAACAGAGCAGGCAGAGGUGGAAGGUUCCACUGAAAUUGAAGGAACUCACUUAGAAAGGAUUCUUCCAAAGCUGCUCUUGGACUUCUGA